This is a messenger RNA of Morone saxatilis (striped sea-bass), 2845 nucleotides long. It is a transcript of the gene wfikkn2b, whose product is annotated as WAP, follistatin/kazal, immunoglobulin, kunitz and netrin domain containing 2b. Lineage: Eukaryota; Metazoa; Chordata; Actinopteri; Moronidae. Gene Ontology annotation, cellular component: extracellular region. Gene Ontology annotation, molecular function: serine-type endopeptidase inhibitor activity; protein binding. Bases 347 to 2080 code for a protein of 577 amino acids. The transcript is spliced from 2 exons. The record is from RefSeq and is a predicted model, not a curated record.
UCUGAAAAAGGUUCUUCCAGCAUCUCAGGAGCACCUCGUAACUGUCAUGUUAGUCGAAACUUGGCGAGUGAUGUCGGUGGUGAUGGCUGCAGACCGGCAGUAUAAAUAGAGCAUCAUCGCCGCAGAAGUGAGACACCAAACUGGAUCAAUCAGCUGACACACAGCGUCCGGACUCGCAGACUCACACACGUGUGAUGCGCUUUUGAGUUUUUGUCGUCGUUUCACCUAUUUUUAUAUUCAGAGAAGUGGAGUUUGCUCCAAAGAAAACUUUCAAACCUGAUCAAAGAAAACUUUUUAAAAAAACAAAAAAAAUUCACCACUUGUUGAGCUGUGUCCCGCUCUGGAGAUGUGGUGGAUGCUGUUUCCACGGUGGAUCUGGUUCCUGGCGUGUGUGUCAGUGUGGAUGGAGCACCAGGUCGGAGUUUUGCCCAAUAUCACUUAUUCACACGCGGGGAUCUGCCCCAAUGACAUGAACCCCAACCUGUGGGUGGAUGCCAUGAGCACCUGUACCCGAGAGUGUGAAUCUGAUCAGGAGUGUGAGUCCUUUGAGAAGUGUUGCCAAAAUGUGUGUGGGAAUCGGAGUUGUGUGGCAGCCCGUUACGUCGACGGGAAGAAAGGCCCUAUGGGAAUGCCCAAGGAAGCCACCUGUGCCAGUUUCAUGUGCACCCAGCAGGGGUCUGAGUGUGACAUCUGGGACGGCCAGCCUGUGUGUAAGUGCCGAGACCGCUGCGAGAGGGAGCCGCACUUCACCUGCGCCUCUGACGGCAUGACCUACUACAACAAGUGCUACAUGGACGCAGAGGCGUGCUCCAAGGGCAUCACCCUAUCUGUCGUCACCUGCCGCUUCCAUCUCACCUGGCCCAACACCAGCCCUUCACUACCCCAGGCGACCACCCUUCGUCCUACCACUGCUCCUCUUCAGGCGACUAUCCCGCCUCCCACCGAGCCUCAGCCGCCCGUCGUGGUCAACAGCCCCGCUUACCAGACUGUAAAUGUGGGUGACACCGCUAGCUUCCUGUGUGACGUGACGGGUCGUCCCCGUCCUGAGAUCACCUGGGAGAAGCAACUGCCAGAGGGGGUGGAGAGGGUAGUCAUGAGGCCUAAUCAUGUGCGAGGGAAUAUGGUGGUCACUAACAUUGGUCAGCUGGUCAUCUACAACGCCCAGCCGCAUGAUUCAGGCAUCUACACCUGCGCGGCUCAGAACCCGUCUGGCUCAGUGCAGGCCAACCACCCACUCACUGUGCUGCCCACAGAGCCACCCAAGACCCCUGAGCCCAAGAAUGUGACCCGCUGCCUGCCUGAAGAGUGUCUGAAACCCCCUGAUAGCACAGAGGAUUGUGGGAGUGAGCUGGAGAAAGUCAGCUGGUACUAUGAACCCAAGACCAACAACUGCUUCUCCUUCACCCACUGCCAGAGCAACAACAGCCAGCAGCCCAGGAAGGCAUUUGAGACAUACGAGGAGUGUAUGCAGUGCUGCGGUCCAGAGCUGUCAGGCCCUUGUGGGCUCCCCAGCCUGCAGGGCCCCUGUAAGGCCUACGAGCCACGCUGGGCUUACAGCGCAACUCUGCAGCAGUGUCAGUCCUUUAUCUACGGAGGAUGUGAGGGCAACGACAACAACUUUGAAUCUAAAGAAGCCUGCGAGGAGAUGUGCCCCUACCCGAAAAACCACCACUGCAAGGCCUGCAAGCCGAGAGGCAAGAUGGUGACGAGCUUCUGCCGGAGCGACUUUGUCAUCCUGGGUCGCAUGACGGAGCUCACAGAGGAGAAGGACUCGGGCCACGCCCUUGUGACUGUGGAAGAGAUCCUCAAGGACGAGAAGAUGGGUUUACGCUUCUUUGGCAAGGAGCCUCUUGAGGUCACCUUCCUCAACAUGGACUGGAACUGCCCGUGCCCGAACAUCACGGGCGCCGCCGCAGAGGGACAGGUCAUCAUUAUGGGCAACGCCAACGAUGGCAUGGCCGUCCUUCAGCCAGAGAGCUAUGUGGGCGCUUCCAGCCCUCGUCGUAUACGGAAGCUGAGAGAGGUCAUCUCUAAGAACACGUGUGACAUUCUUAAAGCGAUCACCAACAGCCCUCAGUAGGGUUAGGGUUAGGGUUAGGGAUGUAGCAUUAAAACCUGACUCCACUGUAGCAGGCUGUUAUCUUUUGAACAUUAUUUGCAGUAAUGUUUUGAAUUAGGACCAUUCUUACUACAUUUAAUGGGUUUCUUUCUGUUUUUGAAUGUUUUCAGAAGUUCCUCAUGAGGAACCCUGUCAUAUGUCUUUUUUUGUGGUCUGUUCGCAGCGGAGCUUUUCUGUUAUGGUGUGGCCAUUGGUGUUGAUUGAAAUACCAUGAGACAUCCAUCAUGAUCCUCUUGUUACCAUAAUCCCCCAGACUCUCCCCUCAUGCCCUCUCUUGCCUCCACCAGAAAUGGAGAUUGCAGACUUGCACUGAAGCACAAAACAGACACGAUUGAGUCGUUAUGUACAUAAUUUAACUGUCACCAAACUUUUGAUUCUUUUACUUACCAGCUGUAUUUCUACCUGGCACUUUUGAUAUGAGCACACUCUUAGUUCAUACAUUUACCCUAUAUUUCUGUUUUCAUGUUGUAUAAAUACAUCCAUAAACCUGUGCAUACAGUACAACAAGGUAGAUUUGGUUCAUCCAAAUGAAUGAGUUGUAAUAUAUUUUAUUAACCACCACAUUUUCUCACAAUAAGUCAUCUAUUUUUUUAUCUACUUGCUCUUACUUUUUUGGCUAUUUAUUAUCAUGUAAGCUUUUCUUUUGUCUAGCUUUUGUACUUUACAUUCUGUCUGAAACUAAGUGGCAUUUUGUAUAAUUUUAUAGUAAUGUGCGAAGAAAAUAAA